UCGCGGCUGGAACAACAAGCAAACCGCGAUCUGCGUUCUGAAAGCCGGUUAGUGCGAUGCUUUUGGCCCAGUGCGUCCUUCUCCUGGCCCUGCAGCUGUUAUCCUGCCGCGGGGAGUUCUUCAGCUCCACCUCGGGUCUGGAGAAGCUGUUCGAAACGGAGGUCCUGCUCCUGGCAGAGCUGCAGCACUAUGUGAAUGAGAUCAGCCAGCACGCGGAGGCGCUGCAGAGUGAGAUCGACGCCAUCCGCGUGGAACACCUGAACGCCGCCGAUGGAAUCGAUGACUACCUCAACAAUCCGGUGAACGCGUUCCGGCUGAUAAAGCGCCUUCACAGCGAUUGGGAAACCUUCGAGGGCAGUGUUACCACGGAUUCGAGUCGCUCAAACUACCUUGAUGCCAUGGCCAGACUUAGGGGGAAUCUGAGCUUUCCCUCGCAGGACGACUUCGUCGGAUCGGCGAUAGCGCUUACCCGACUCCAGCAGACCUAUCAACUGGAUGUGCCGGAACUGGCCAGUGGAAUCCUGAAUGGCGUCAAGUACGGUACGGCCAUGUCCUGGCAGGACUGCUUUGUGCUCGGCCAGCACCUGUACGCCCUGCGAGACUACAACCACACGGUGCCGUGGCUGCAGCAGUCGAUGCAGUUGCUCCGGGAACAGUCCUACGGGUCGGAGUCCGCCUCGCUGGACUUCAUGGAGGCAGUGGUGGAUUACCAUCGGGAGAUGGGUGCCCACGACAGUGCCCUGAGUCUGGUGAACCAUGUGCUUGCCUUGGAGCCGGACCAGCGGAGUCACCUCCUGGAGGCUCGUCAGCAACUGGAGGAGCUAAUCACGGACGGGGACAAGAACGGGCUGCUUCACCUGACCGCACGAAGACCCGGAGACUACCACGAGUCCCGGGAGUUUCGUAUGUACGAGCAGGUGUGUCGCGGCGAGUUGGCUCCACUUCCUUCCAAGCAGCGAGAUCUCAGGUGUCGCCUUUGGAGGAGUCGCUUGGGUUACGCUCCCUUUAAGUUGGAGGAGCUGCACCUGGAUCCCCCAGUGGUGCAGCUGCACCAGGUGAUUGGCUCCAAAGACGCGGAAUCCCUGCAGCGAACAGCGAGGCCCAGAAUAAAGAGAUCCACAGUGUACUCCUUGGCAGGGAAUGGAGACUCCACGGCAGCCGCCUUCCGCACCAGUCAAGGUGCCUCCUUCAACUACUCCAGGAACGCAGCAACCAAGCUACUGAGCCAUCAUGUGGGUGACUUCUCCGGCUUGAACAUGGAGUACGCCGAGGAUCUGCAGGUGGCCAACUACGGGAUCGGUGGGCACUAUGAGCCGCACUGGGACAGCUUUCCCGACAACCACGUUUACCAGGAAGGAGAUCUGCAUGGCAACCGAAUCGCUACGGCCAUUUACUACCUAUCCGAUGUAGAAGCUGGUGGUGGAACCGCCUUUCCCUUUCUGCCACUGCUGGUGACCCCAGAAAGGGGCAGCCUUCUCUUUUGGUACAAUCUGCAUCCCUCUGGAGACCAGGACUUCCGCACCAAACACGCCGCAUGUCCUGUUCUUCAGGGCAGCAAGUGGAUUGCCAAUGUCUGGAUUCGGGAGCGGAAUCAGGAUAACGUAAGGCCCUGCGAUCUCGAAAGGGGCCAGGAGAUCUCACUGCACUACAGGGACUUCGACUAGGACAUUUACUCAGCAGCAAUUAAACUAAGAUAUUAAUUUA
This is a messenger RNA of Drosophila erecta, 1704 nucleotides long. RefSeq names its product prolyl 4-hydroxylase subunit alpha-1. Gene Ontology annotation, biological process: peptidyl-proline hydroxylation to 4-hydroxy-L-proline. The record is from RefSeq and is a predicted model, not a curated record. Bases 57 to 1664 code for a protein of 535 amino acids. NCBI's taxonomy places the organism in Eukaryota, Metazoa, Arthropoda, Insecta, Diptera, Drosophilidae. Gene Ontology annotation, molecular function: protein binding; iron ion binding; L-ascorbic acid binding. Gene Ontology annotation, cellular component: endoplasmic reticulum. The transcript has 6 exons.